Messenger RNA from Sinocyclocheilus anshuiensis, 516 nucleotides. Its product is annotated as suppressor of tumorigenicity 14 protein homolog. Lineage: Eukaryota; Metazoa; Chordata; Actinopteri; Cypriniformes; Cyprinidae. The coding region runs from base 1 to 516 and encodes 171 amino acids. Gene Ontology annotation, biological process: proteolysis. The transcript is spliced from 4 exons. Gene Ontology annotation, molecular function: serine-type endopeptidase activity. The record is from RefSeq and is a predicted model, not a curated record.
AUGAAGUUCAACAUCGCUUUGAGUUUUGCUGGAGUCAUACUUCUCUACAUAGCAAGUUCCCUCUGCCAGUUAGAUGUAUGUGGUCGAGCCCCCCUCAACAAUAAGAUUGUUGGAGGGGGGAGGGCAAAAGCAGCGGCUUGGCUGUGGCAGGUCAGCAUUCAUGUCGUCGGCUUUGGCCAUCACUGUGGCGGGACUCUCAUCACUAAAGACUGGGUUUUAUCUGCAGCUCACUGCUUCCAGAGAUUCGGUGUGUCUAACAUUGUGAUGUACUUCGGGCAUCUGCGCCAAUCCGGCUCAAACCCUUAUGAGACAUCCAGGACAGCGGGACGAAUCAUCACCCAUCCUAAUUAUGAUGAUUAUAGUCUUGACAAUGAUAUAGCACUGAUCCAGCUCUCCUCUGUGAAUUUCUCUGAUUACAUUAGGCCGGUCUGUCUGUCUACUGCUAAUAGUACAUUUGCUGCAGGUACAGAGAGCUGGGUCACUGGAUGGGGCAGGCUACAACCUGGAGAUGAGUGA